Messenger RNA from Cylas formicarius (sweet potato weevil), 2382 nucleotides. RefSeq lists its product as uncharacterized. The transcript has 2 exons. The coding region runs from base 119 to 1972 and encodes 617 amino acids. Lineage: Eukaryota; Metazoa; Arthropoda; Insecta; Coleoptera; Brentidae. The record is from RefSeq and is a predicted model, not a curated record.
UCUCACCAUAACUCUAAGUGUCCAGUGAAGUGUUGGUCAAACCCAGUAGGUAGCCCGAACACCACACAGCUUCAUUUCGAAUCGAGACAGUGCGUCGCAAUUUUUUAAGAAUUGCAGAAUGAGGGUUGUACUAGGGUUACUCUUAGCAGCCACAGCGCUGGCAUAUCCGUUGGGCGAAAGCGAGGAGCCGCUAGUUAUUUCCGAUUCCUAUUCGUCCGUCUCAAAGGCCGACGAAAAGUCCCUCCUUCAACAAGACCUCUCCUCGGACAGUUCCAGCACGAGUUCCGAAGAAUCUGCCGAGAAGACGUCUGGAGAAGAGGGUCAGUCUGGCGAGCCCUCGUCUUCGGGCAACGCCGGCGAAGCCUCCAAAUCUCAGCAGCCCGGUGGCGCUGCUGAUCCCAAGGAAAUUGAGGCGGCACAACCCAGCGUACCCGCUGAACCUCAGCAACCAGCCGAAAUUGAACCGGCGCAGUUGCAACCAGAACCUGCACCGCCGGGCAAGCCUGCCGAACCUAUUCAACCAGAACCAGCAGAACCUGCACCAGCAGGCGAGCCUGCCGAACCCGUUCAACCAGAACCGGCACAACCCGCCCAGCCAGGCAAACCUGCUGAGCCUCUGCAACCUGCGCUGCCUUCUGAACCUUUACAACCCGAACCAGCACAACCAGUUCAACUUGCUGAACCUGUGCAACCCGAACCAGCGCUACCAGCUGAACCUUUGCAAAUCGAAUUAGCGCUACCAGCGAAACCUGCUGAACCUGUGCAACCAAUACCAGCGAAACCUGCGGAACCUUUGCAAUCCGAAUUAGCGCCACCGGCGACACCUGCCGAACCUGUGCAACCAAUACCAGCGCUACCAGCGAAACCUGCUGAACCUUUGCAGCCCGAGCCAGCACAACCAAUUCAACCAGCUGAACCUUUGCAACCCAAACCAGCGCUACCAGCUGAACCUCUGCAACCAGAACCAGUGCUACUAGCGAAAUCUGCUGAACCUGUGCAACCCGAACCAGUGCUACCGGCGAAACCUGCUGAACCUUUACAACCCGAACCAGUGCUACCUGCUGAACCUGUGCAACCAGUACCAGCGCUACCAGCGAAACCUGCUGAACCUGUGCAACCAAUACCAGCGUUACCAGCGAAACCUGCUGAACCUUUGCAACCCGAACCAGCGCUACCAGCGAAACCUGCUGCACCUUUGCAACCCGAACCAGCGCUACCAGCGAAACCUGCUGCACCUUUGCAACCCGAACCAGCGAAACCUGUGCAACCCGAACCAACACAACCGGAACCAAUAAUAAAAGUAACAGAAAUUUUCGUACCCCCGCCCGAACCACAACCCCAAGAAACUUCGACCGAACAAGAACAGAAACAACCGGAAACCACGCCCACGCCGUCGUUGAAAAUCGAAAUACCACAGAUUAAAUCGUUGCCCGUGGAAGUCGAACCGAAACCGGUGGUAAAACAACCUCAACAGGUUCAAGUAGAGCAAGUGAUAGUGAAAACGUUGCCCCAGGAAAGCGUGGAAGAAGAGAAACCUUUGGCGCUGCCGUCUUUGACGGCAAAGCUCGAACAACCCAAGCCCGCAGCCGUCGAGAUCAAGGAGGAAGUCGCUCUGCAAAGCGAGCAGAAAAUCGAGGCGGCACCGGCGGCGGAAGAAGCCCUUCCGGAAAUCAAGCUGACGCUGGAACAAACAAUCGUGCAAGUACCGUCCGAAAAAAGGGCGAAGGCGGAGGACAUAUUGCCGGUUGUAGUGGAGAUUCCGCAGGAACAGCCGGAGCAGACGACCCAGCAGGAGCAGGUGCCGCUCGAUCAACAGGCAGUCGAAGUCAAACUGGAGCUGCAAAGCGAGGAGAUCACGACGCAAGAAGCGAAACCUCAAGAGCUGGAAGCUUCGAAACCCGAGGAACUCGUACUAACUACGGAGCAACCGAAACUAGAAGAAAACCCGACACAAUGCGCGCCGAGCUCUUGAACGGAAAAGCGACGACGAUAGUAAAAAAAAAACGACUGAUUCUCGAGGACCGCUUGCCCCUUUGUUCCGAAACCCGAACUUAAUUAUUUUUUUUUAUUGUAACUUUUCCAGAACGGUUGGGUUAACCGGGCCUCGUACGAGAACCUAUUAGUUUUAUUUAUGUGCUCAAUAAUUUAGGCGACACGAUCACUUUUUGUUUUUCUUCCUUUCGCGUGUAAAAAUCUCUCGUUUUUUGUUUUUAUUUUUUAAUUUUUAUUGUUUUCGCGCCUCCCCCCCCGCGCGAGUACGGGGCGAAGAAUACAAACGUUCGAAACAAGAUGAGAGGGUCAUUAUGGCGGAGUCCAUGGAUAUUAAUUUUAUUUUAUAUUACGAUACGCGUGUUUAAAGCUUUCAAUAAAGUUUUAUACGUA